This is a messenger RNA of Nannospalax galili (Upper Galilee mountains blind mole rat), 960 nucleotides long. Its product is annotated as olfactory receptor 51G2. Gene Ontology annotation, cellular component: membrane. Bases 22 to 960 code for a protein of 312 amino acids. Gene Ontology annotation, biological process: G protein-coupled receptor signaling pathway. Gene Ontology annotation, molecular function: G protein-coupled receptor activity; olfactory receptor activity. The record is from RefSeq and is a predicted model, not a curated record. NCBI's taxonomy places the organism in Eukaryota, Metazoa, Chordata, Mammalia, Rodentia, Spalacidae. The transcript has a single exon.
CACCCAUUUCCUGCAUGCACCAUGACACCGGGAUCCCUAGGAAACAGCAGUAUGUCCUCUACUUUCCUGCUGAGUGGCAUCCCUGGGCUAGAGUACAUGCACAUCUGGAUCUCCCUCCCACUGUGCUUCAUGUACCUGGUUUCCAUCCUGGGAAACUGCACAAUUCUUUUCAUCAUUAAGACAGAACCCUCCCUUCACGAGCCUAUGUAUCUCUUCCUGUCCAUGCUGGCUCUGACUGACCUGGGUCUCUCUCUUUGCACCCUCCCUACAGUGCUAGGCAUCUUUUGGGUUCAGGCACGAGACAUAGGUCAUGAUGCUUGCUUUGCCCAGCUCUUUUUCAUUCACUGCUUGUCCUUCCUGGAGUCUUCUGUACUGCUGUCUAUGGCCUUCGACCGCUUUGUGGCCAUCUGUCGCCCCUUGCACUAUGCUUCCAUCCUCACCCGCACAGUCAUUGGCAGAAUAGGCCUGGCCUCUCUGGGCCGUAGUGUUGCGCUCAUUUUCCCAUUGCCUUUUAUGCUCAAACGAUUCCCCUACUGCGGCUCCACAGUCCUCUUACAUUCCUACUGUCUCCACCAAGAAGUAAUGAAAUUGGCCUGUGCUGACAUCAAGGCCAACAGCAUCUAUGGCAUGUUCGUCAUUGUUUCCACGGUGGGUGUGGACUCGUUGCUCAUCCUCUUCUCCUAUGCCCUCAUCUUGCGCACCGUGUUGUCCAUUGCCUCCCGAGCUGAGGGACUCAAAGCUCUCAACACAUGUGUUUCCCACGUCUGUGCUGUGCUCCUCUUCUAUACUCCAAUGAUUGGCUUGUCCGUCAUCCACCGCUUUGGGAAGCAGGCGCCUCAUCUGGUGCAGGUGGUCAUGGGAUUUGUGUAUCUUCUCUUCCCUCCUGUGAUGAACCCCAUUGUCUACAGUGUGAAGACCAAACAGAUCCGGGACCGGGUAACCCACGCUUUUUGCAACUAA